Molecule: messenger RNA, 666 nt
Organism: Durio zibethinus
Lineage: Eukaryota; Viridiplantae; Streptophyta; Magnoliopsida; Malvales; Malvaceae
Source: RefSeq, a predicted model, not a curated record
AUGUCAAGGCCGAAAUCUAUUGUCCUAAGUCUUAAAGGGCGCAACAUCGAAGUUGAUGAUACCUGUGCGAACCAAGAAAAGAAACUAGAAACAUGCAUGUAUACCCUUUGGAUGAUCUGGUCGAAUAGAAACUGGUGUUUCCAUGAUAGCACGUGCGUAUCUGUAAGUGAGACAGCUUUCAAAGUGGGACGUAUGCUGAGUGAAGGAGGGGAGUUGUCGCAUACCUCAGACAGAGACGAUAAUGGCAGGGAGGUACUAGCGAAGUGGAAGCCGCCUGAAAAAGUCGAUUUUAAGAUCAACGUGGAUGCAGUGUUUGACUGCAAAACUUUGACAGCUGGGUUGGGGAUGGUAGUACGGGAAAAAAAUGGUAGAGUUGUGCUAUGUGCAGUAACGAACGUGGUGAACGUUCAAAGAUCUCUUCAUGCAGAGAUGAACGCAGUGCUGUUCGGGGUGGAUGGGUUUGAUGUAGUGGAGGUUGAAACGGAUGCAUCUAUAAUGGUAACGGAGAUUGACAAGGCUGGGGACUCGAACUGGGAAGGGACGGGAAUCACUUUGGAUGUGCUGAGCGCAGCUUUACAAUACAUAGUAUAUUGUUUCUUACAUGUUAACAGGACUGCAAACACUCUAGCUCAUAAUGUAGCCAAGAUUAGGGGAAAUGUGGGUUAA